GGUGACAGUAAUCAAUUUGUUUUGUUCGAUGAAGAUAUCGACAAAGGUUUUCCCCGACAGAUACCUACUAAAAAUGAAAUAUAUCGCUUAAUUUAUUUAUACUACCGUUUUUAAAUUAAUACGAGGUAUAAGAAAAUAAAAAUUUAACGGAAUAUGCAUUUGUGAACUGUAUAACUUUUUGUGUGCAAUAACAUACUAAAGACAAAAGUAAUAUAAUAUUUAUUAAAAACAUUAAUUUAAUGACUAUAUUUUAAUUGUUGGUACCAAUUCAUUUGGGUUUGUAUAAGAAUUGUUUAUUAUUUUGCAAUUUAUUAAAAGACCGACAAGAUGAUGGAAGAUAUGCAAGAAGAGAUCCAAUUUGUGGUUGAUGAUGUAAGCAAAAUUAUUAAAGAAGCAAUCGAAGUAUCCAUUGGUGGAAAUACUUAUCAACAUAAUAAAGUAAAUCAAUGGGCAUCAAAUGUUGUUGAAGGAUGCUUGGGUAAUCUGACAAAACUUCAGAAACCAUACAAAUAUAUUGUUACCUGUACUAUUAUGCAGAAGAAUGGAGCAGGAUUGCAUACAGCAAGCUCAUGUUUUUGGGAUAAUGCUACUGAUGGAAGUUGUACAGUACGUUGGGAAAACAAGACCAUGUAUUGUAUUGUUUCCGUAUUUGGCUUGGCAAUUUAAUUGAUAUUAGUGUAUUAACAGCUUCUGACAAAUAUUAAAGAAAAGUACCAAACUUCUGUUUAA
Osmia lignaria (orchard mason bee) is the source of this 729-nucleotide messenger RNA. It is a transcript of the gene Dlc90F, whose product is annotated as dynein light chain 90F. Lineage: Eukaryota; Metazoa; Arthropoda; Insecta; Hymenoptera; Megachilidae. The record is from RefSeq and is a predicted model, not a curated record. Gene Ontology annotation, cellular component: cytoplasm; cytoplasmic dynein complex. Gene Ontology annotation, molecular function: dynein intermediate chain binding. Gene Ontology annotation, biological process: microtubule-based movement.